CGUGACGUCACGGACGCCAUGAUUCUUUCUUUUUGACAACCGCAGUUGUUCGAGCGAGAUCGCGUCCACGUAUUUUCACAUAUUUCCAGAAAAUAACAAGAUGCAGAAGAAAAAGGAGCCCAUCCAGGCCGUGCAGGUCUUCGGACGCAAGAAAACCGCCACCGCUGUGGCUUACUGCAAGCGCGGCCGUGGUCUGCUGAAGGUGAACGGACGGCCGCUGGACACAAUUGAGCCCAAGGUUCUGCAGUACAAGCUGCAGGAGCCCCUUCUUCUGCUGGGCAAGGAGAAGUUCGCCGGAGUAGACAUCCGUGUGAGAGUGAAGGGAGGUGGUCAUGUGGCGCAGAUUUAUGCCAUCCGACAGGCCAUUUCAAAGGCUCUGGUUGCGUUCUACCAGAAAUACGUCGAUGAAGCCUCGAAGAAGGAACUGAAGGACAUCCUCAUUCAGUACGACCGAACUCUCCUCGUGGCUGAUCCCCGACGCUGUGAACCCAAGAAGUUCGGUGGUCCAGGAGCUCGCGCACGCUACCAGAAAUCCUACCGUUAACACUCUGCGCAUUCGUCUGUAUUUCUUUGCAAGAAUACACAGAACCUACUGAA
This is a messenger RNA of Phlebotomus argentipes, 597 nucleotides long. It is a transcript of the gene RpS16, whose product is annotated as small ribosomal subunit protein uS9. NCBI's taxonomy places the organism in Eukaryota, Metazoa, Arthropoda, Insecta, Diptera, Psychodidae. Gene Ontology annotation, biological process: translation; maturation of SSU-rRNA from tricistronic rRNA transcript (SSU-rRNA, 5.8S rRNA, LSU-rRNA). The transcript is spliced from 4 exons. Gene Ontology annotation, molecular function: RNA binding; structural constituent of ribosome. Bases 101 to 544 code for a protein of 147 amino acids. Gene Ontology annotation, cellular component: cytosolic small ribosomal subunit; ribosome. The record is from RefSeq and is a predicted model, not a curated record.